Molecule: messenger RNA, 1151 nt
Organism: Cucurbita moschata (crookneck pumpkin)
Lineage: Eukaryota; Viridiplantae; Streptophyta; Magnoliopsida; Cucurbitales; Cucurbitaceae
Product: ethylene-responsive transcription factor ERF027-like
Exons: 1
Coding region: 162-878 (238 amino acids)
Biological process (GO): regulation of DNA-templated transcription
Molecular function (GO): DNA binding; DNA-binding transcription factor activity
Source: RefSeq, a predicted model, not a curated record
GGAGUAUUAGAUUAGAAGCAGGGUAAGAAAUGAAGUAAAUGAAGGCAAUGAUGGGUAAGGUUUAAUACUAAAAGAUGAAAUGGGUAGUGGGAAGCAUGAAUGUCCCAAAUUAAUCAUCACCAAAAAAACAUGAAAGUUUAUUUGAUUUAGGUUAAAAAAAAAUGCGUGUGGCUUCUCACUCAAAGCUCUGGGAAUGUUGUCCACGAAUUCCCCACGGCUUUUACAGCUCUUCCCCCUUUUCCUUUAUAAACUCUUCUCUGUUUCUUCCCCAUUUCAUUGCAUCUGCUUCUGAAUCUGAUUCUUUCAUGUCUGACGAUACUCAAUCUUCUUCUUCUUCUUCUUCUUCUUCUUCUAAUCGCCACCCCAAGUUCCGUGGAGUCCGCAGCCGAAGUGGCAAAUGGGUCUCUGAAAUCCGCCAGCCUCGACAGACCACUCGCAUUUGGCUUGGCACCUACCCUACUCCUGACAUGGCUGCAGCCGCCUACGACGUAGCUGCCCUCGCCCUUAAAGGCCCUGAUGCCUCUCUUAAUUUCCCAGACGCUCUCUUAUCCUAUCGCAUUCCUUCCUCCACUUCCCCUUCUGAUAUCCGCGCCGCUGCUGCUCUUGCCGCUGCUGCCAGACACCCCGACACUGCUCCUGCUCCUGCUCCUGCUGCACAUACCCGCCCUGUUGGUGGGGCAGGGUUUUCCUCUGACGCUACGGCCGCCGCCGCUGCCGCCCGGGAGUUCGUGGACGAGGAAGAGCUACUGAACAUGCCCAAUUUACUGGUGGACAUGGCUGAGGGAAUGCUGGUGAGUCCACCACGGAUCAAGUCGCUCUCUUCCGAUGACUCUCCCACAAAUUCUCCAGGGGAUGGAUUAUGGAGCUACUCCCAAUAAUUUGUUGUCGUUAAUAAAAAUCCACAUUUUCAUGUCCUCUAAAUCACUUUAUUAUAUAGUUCUGUUGCAGUGUGGGGUUUAUGCUGUUUAUUCCGAUGAAAAGUUAAUGGAUAUUUCUAAGUAAGAUUAGAGAUUGGAAGGUUGAAGAAGGGUUUGUGUUAUAUAUGUAAAUUAUUGGAGACCAUCCUCCUGCUGCUGCUGCUACUGCUACUGCUGCAGUUAAUGCAACUCGGCUCCAAAGCUGUCGCAUUCCAUCAAAUAUCUUUCCCAAAA